Chrysoperla carnea is the source of this 3135-nucleotide messenger RNA. RefSeq names its product zinc finger protein 184-like. Lineage: Eukaryota; Metazoa; Arthropoda; Insecta; Neuroptera; Chrysopidae. The coding region runs from base 1 to 3135 and encodes 1044 amino acids. The transcript is spliced from 4 exons. Gene Ontology annotation, cellular component: nucleus. The record is from RefSeq and is a predicted model, not a curated record.
AUGAAUUCGAGUGAUCAUAAUAUUAUACCGACUUCAGGUGCCCCACCGAUACCCAUUACGUCAUCUGAGGAUUCAAAUCGUGGUAAUCAACAUCAGACCACGACCACAACAGUUCCAACGGAUUUGAGAGUAAAUCCAACUGCGUUAAAUGCAGUUGCAUUAUCAAGUGUUGCCAAAUAUUGGGUACUCACUAAUUUACUACCUGGACCAAUACCACAGGUUUCAGUUUAUGGCCUUCCAACCACCACAACAACCACAAAGGUUGAAAAUGGAAAAUCUGGACAGGAUACAAUGUUUCAACAACAUUCUAGUAUAUUAUCAACGGACUCCUUACUGUUACCACAUCAUAAUUCCAGUUUAACUACAAGUGGUCUAAACACCCAACAAGUACCAGUUAGUAUUUCAACAUCACAAGGUGUCACAAAUAUCACAAUACCAACAUCAAUGUCACAUCUACAAACUGUUGACACCAGUAAUCAACAAGUGAAUCAACAAAAUGAUAAUUCACAUCAUAACCAACAACAAAGCAAUGAGCAACAGCAUCAACAAUUAAAUAAUUCUAAUUCGAAUCAACAGCAUCAACAAAAUCAACAAAGCAUUGUACAAGUCCAAGUACAAGACAACUUAGUGAGUGUUAUUGAAGAACAAAAAGAUACAAAAGCACAUUUAGCACAUUUAACGCAAGAAUUGAAUCAACAGGAAGAGAAUCAAUUCAAAAUCGAGAAUCAACAACAAAAUUUAACUGUUCAACAGUUACAACAAUUAGGUGUUCAUCAUGUCUUAGAUGAAUCCGUGCUAAAAUCUGAUAAUUCUUUAACGAUCCAACAAGAAAGUGAUCCAUUACAGAUUGUUAAAGAUGAAAAAGAUAAUUCAGCGAAAUUAUUAAGUGGAGCACAAUUUCAGAUACCUGAUUUAAAGACUACGGGACAUCAUAUGAUGGACGUGCGCACUGUUGAUGGCAGUAUCGUUAAAAUAUCAACUGGAAUUCAAGAACAAGAUCUUGCGAAAACACUUGGUGUUGAAAUGGUGUCUAGUAUGUACAAGGUAAAUGUUGAAGAUAUCAACCAACUACUAGCGUAUCAUGAAGUUUUUGGUAAAUUACAAAAUGAUAUCACUCCAACCUCACCAAUUGUCACGCAAAAUAGUACGCAUAUUGUUACAAACACAUCGGCCGCUGUAACCGGAAAUGUAAAUAUUCAAUCACCAAAUUUAAAUAUUGUAAAAACAGAUCAAGAAGUGACGACUACUACACUAAACCCAGCGACAGAUGCAUCCGGGGCUGUGGUUAGUACGGGAACACAUGUAUGUGAUUUAUGUGGAAAAAUGUUUCCAUUCCGCUAUCAAGUUAUUGUACAUCGACGGUAUCAUGCUGAACGAAAGCCUUUUACCUGUCAAGUUUGCGGCAAAGCAUUUUCAUGUGCCGCAGAAUUGACAGGUCAUGGAAAAUGUCAUUUAGGUGGUAGCAUGUAUACGUGUGCGAUAUGCUUUCACGUAUUUGCUAAUGCUGCCUCUCUAGAACGACACAUGAAAAGGCAUUCCACUGAUAAACCAUACGCAUGUACAAUUUGUGGGAAAUCAUUUGCACGUAAAGAGCAUUUAGAUAAUCAUACACGGUGUCAUACAGGUGAGACCCCAUAUCGAUGUCAGUAUUGUGCGAAAACGUUUACACGCAAAGAGCAUAUGGUGAAUCAUGUACGUAAACAUACCGGCGAAACACCUCAUCGUUGCGAAAUCUGUAAAAAAUCAUUUACACGUAAAGAACAUUUCAUGAAUCACGUAAUGUGGCAUACCGGAGAAACGCCACAUCAUUGUACACUUUGUGGUAAGAAGUACACCCGGAAAGAACAUUUGGCGAAUCAUAUGCGAUCCCAUACAAACGAUACACCAUUUCGGUGUGAGAUUUGUGGAAAAUCAUUCACACGAAAAGAACAUUUCACGAAUCACAUUAUGUGGCAUACAGGUGAAACACCGCAUCGGUGUGAUUUCUGUUCGAAAACAUUUACACGUAAAGAGCAUUUGUUGAAUCAUGUGCGUCAACAUACCAAUGAAUCACCACAUCGGUGUGGAUACUGUUCGAAGUCGUUUACACGUAAAGAGCACUUAGUUAAUCAUGUGAGACAACAUACUGGAGAAACACCUUUCCGAUGUAGUUAUUGUCCAAAGGCAUUCACACGUAAAGAUCAUCUAGUAAAUCAUGUGCGUCAACACACUGGUGAAUCACCGCAUAAGUGUACAUAUUGUACGAAAAGUUUUACGCGUAAAGAACAUUUGACAAACCAUGUGCGCCAACAUACAGGUGAAUCGCCACAUCGUUGUCAAUAUUGUUCAAAAUCAUUCACACGUAAAGAACAUCUUACAAAUCACGUUCGAAUACACACCGGUGAAUCGCCACAUCGUUGUGAAUUCUGUCAGAAGACAUUCACACGUAAAGAGCAUUUAACCAAUCAUUUACGGCAGCAUACGGGAGAAACACCUCAUUGUUGUAACGUGUGUUCAAAACCGUUUACGCGUAAAGAACAUUUAAUCAAUCACAUGCGUUCACACACUGGUGAACGGCCAUUUGCUUGUACCGAGUGUGGUAAAUCGUUCCCGCUAAAAGGAAAUCUAUUAUUCCACCAACGAUCGCAUAACAAAGGUGCAAACGCUGAAAGACCAUUUAGAUGUGAUUUAUGUCCGAAAGAUUUUAUGUGUAAAGGUCAUUUAGUGUCACAUAGACGAUCACAUAGUGGUGAAAAACCGCAUGCAUGUCCCGAUUGUGGUAAAACAUUUGUUGAAAAAGGUAAUAUGUUACGUCAUAUGCGUAAACAUAAUACUGAUGCCGCAAAUAGCACGACAAAUUCGGCGGUGACAACAAUAGCAGCUGUUGCUGCCAAUACUGUGGUGACAAAUGUUACAACAGCUCAAGUACAACAACAACAGCAGCAAAAUUCACAAACUAAUCAGAACACAACUAGUUUACAAAUACCACAAGUGACACAAUCGCAACAAACUUUGGCGGCUCAAGUGGCCGCAGCUAAUCAAGCUGGUGUUAUUUCACAAACGGUACCCACUGUUGGCCAUAUGCAAAUACAUCAACAAGGUAAUCGACCUGUUGUUGUACCCACACCAAAUGGUAAUGUUUUAGCGUCUUAUUAA